This is a messenger RNA of Enterobius vermicularis (human pinworm), 705 nucleotides long. Lineage: Eukaryota; Metazoa; Nematoda; Chromadorea; Rhabditida; Oxyuridae. The record is from the annotation of a GenBank genome assembly.
GACCAUAUGCAGUCGUCACUGUUUCUUUUUAGCAUUCUGGAAAAAAAGUUUGUUUUAGGCUCCGGUUUGAUGGUCCAUCGGGACACGCCUGAAAAUAGCAUGAAGAUGCGGUUUAAGUUUACACCAGAGAACAUGAAAAAAGUGAAUAGAAUUAUUAACAAUUAUCCAGAAGGUUACAAGGUGGCUGCGUUGAUACCUGUUUUGGAUAUCGCUCAGCGUCAACACGGCUGGCUGCCUAUCGCGGCAAUGCAUGAAGUUGCUAGAAUUUUAGAAGUUCCUCGCAUGCGAGUUUAUGAAGUCGCCACUUUUUACACAAUGUUUAAUCGCCAACCAGUAGGGAAAUAUUUCUUACAAGUCUGCGCUACAACUCCAUGUAUGCUUCGUGGAGCUGAAACGAUUACUGAAACAAUAACAAAAAAAUUAGGGAUUAAGCCAGGAGAAACAACUAAGGAUGGCCUGUUUACUUUGGCAGAAGUAGAAUGUCUUGGAGCUUGUGCUAAUGCUCCAAUGAUCCAGAUCAACGACGACUUUUAUGAAGAUCUUACUCCCUCGGAUGUUAAUGAAAUUCUAGACGACCUAAUAAGUGGUAAACGACCAACUCCUGGGCCACGGAGCGGAAGAUUAGCAGCAGAACCUCAUGGAGGGCUUACUUCAUUGAAGGAACCUCCAAAAGGUCCCGGUUUUGGUAUACAACCUGGACUGUGA